ACAAGGAGGCAGGAACACGUGGAGGACCGGAAAGGUCAAUGGAAUAGGAAAAAAAGCAAUGAGCGAAGACUGACUUUCUUUUUUUUUGUUAGAAGGGCGAAGACUUACUUGGAAGACCCAAAAAGAAAAAGGGGAAAAGAAUGACUGAUAUUCUCGCGAAAAGAAUGAUUGAUAUUGUCUAAUGUCCCACGAAGUCGACUGUUAGAUCGAACACGACACGGAUCUCAAAGUACUUCGAUCUCUUCCAUUUGCCAUCUAUCAUUGCACGGUCCAACAAACGGAGGGAAGAAACUUGGGGCGCACUGCGCCUGGAAAACUUACCGCGCAAGAAACUUGACGGGCAUACGAAUCCCAUGUCAUCGUUCGACACGUAAGCUCUCCUUUUAGACUAAACGAAUUAUAAAAUUUCGAUCCAGACACGCCCAAUACCAACUCCACUUGCUCCUCUUCUCCAACCAUAGAACAGAGGGCAGCUGCGAUCCAACUCACCAGACGACCACCGAAUCCAUCUCCAUGGCUUCAUUCGACAAAGCCGUAGAAUCCUACAAGAAAACCCUCGCCGCCGCCGCAUCCCUUGCAGCCUCAGCCAUGCUGGUCCGCUCGGUCGUGAACGAGUUCCUCCCUCAUGAAGUCCAAAGCCUCCUCCUUUCCGGCUUGAACAUCUUUCGAACCCGUACUUCCUCCGAGCACGCCAUCGUCAUCGAGGAAACCGAGAAGUACGCCAGCAACCAAAUCUACGAGGCCGCCAAACUCUACCUGGCCACCAGGAUCAACCCCUCCAUGAAGAGGCUGAGGGUCAGCAGAGUAGAUGAAACAAAGAGCAUGGUCAUCUCUUUAGAACCAGGCGAGGAGAUGACCGAUGUCUACGAAGGGGUCGAGUUCAAGUGGCGGCUGGUUUGCCAGGAGUCGGAGGGAUCGCACAACAGCAACUUCCGGCAAGCAAACACCGCAACCGAACUCCGGUCGUUUGAGGUCAGCUUCCACGAGAAGCACAAGGACAAGGCAUUGAAUUCUUACCUGCCGUUCAUCCUCGCCCGAGCAAAAGCAAUGAAGGACGAGGAGAGGAUGCUCCAGCUCUACAUGAACGAAGGGGAAUCGUGGUUCCCAAUAAACCUUCACCACCCGUCGACAUUCGACACGCUGGCGAUGGAGGCAGAGCUCAAGAAGGCAGUCAUGGAGGAUCUCGCGAGGUUCGUGAAAAGGAAGGACUACUACAAGAGGAUUGGGAAGGCCUGGAAGCGAGGGUACUUGCUGUACGGCCCGCCAGGGACCGGCAAGUCCAGCUUGAUUGCAGCGAUGGCGAACUAUCUCAAGUUCGACAUCUAUGAUUUGGAGCUCACCGAAGUCGGAUGGAAUUCGACCUUGAGAAGAUUGCUGGUUGGAAUGUCGAACCGAUCGAUUCUAGUGAUCGAGGACAUCGAUUGCACCAUUGAGCUGCAUCAGAGGGAGGAGGCUGGAUCGUCGAAUUCAUCAUCAGGCAACGACAAGGUGACGCUCUCAGGGAUGCUCAACUUUGUCGACGGACUCUGGUCGACCAGCGGCGAGGAGAGGAUCAUUGUGUUCACCACCAACUACAAGGAGCGGCUCGACCCGGCACUGCUCCGGCCAGGCCGGAUGGACAUGCACAUCCACAUGGGCUAUUGUGGUGCCCAUGCAUUCAGGGUCUUGGCUUCCAACUACCAUGCCAUUGAUGACCACCCAUUGUUCCCUGAGAUUGAAGGGUUGGUGAGGGAGGUGGAGGUGACCCCGGCGGCGGUCGCGGAGGAGCUGAUGAGGAGUGAUGAUACUGAUGCUGCACUCCAUGGGCUCGUCCAAUUCCUCCAACGGAAGAAAAUGAAAGCUAGCGGAGCCAAGGGCGAGGGAGAUUGUGGCGAACAUGUCGCAAGAAUGGAUUGAGACGCUGGUGUGCAGGUGCCACAAAGAGGAUGACGAAAACAGUGCUUUUCUUUCUUUCUUUUUAUAAUUGAAAUAAAGAGUUUUUCUUCCUUGGUCCAACCUACUCGAUAUAUAUUUUUGAAUAAACGAAACUGGUGGCUUGCAAA
Molecule: messenger RNA, 2042 nt
Organism: Phoenix dactylifera (date palm)
Lineage: Eukaryota; Viridiplantae; Streptophyta; Magnoliopsida; Arecales; Arecaceae
Source: RefSeq, a predicted model, not a curated record